Lates calcarifer (barramundi perch) is the source of this 1725-nucleotide messenger RNA. It is a transcript of the gene xcr1a.1, whose product is annotated as chemokine (C motif) receptor 1a, duplicate 1. Gene Ontology annotation, molecular function: chemokine receptor activity. The coding region runs from base 123 to 1202 and encodes 359 amino acids. Gene Ontology annotation, cellular component: membrane. The transcript has 2 exons. Gene Ontology annotation, biological process: immune response; chemotaxis; G protein-coupled receptor signaling pathway. The record is from RefSeq and is a predicted model, not a curated record. Lineage: Eukaryota; Metazoa; Chordata; Actinopteri; Centropomidae.
AUGAUGUCACAGUAUAUAUGGUAAAACGGUCAGGUUAAACCAGAACAAGGAACAGAAAACACUGCCUGUCAUGAGAUUAUUAAAGCUGCCCUUUGUCAAACUCUUGUUUCACUAGCAACAAGAUGUCACAUCCAACAACACAUCAAUCCUAUCAAACAGGAGGUUACAAUUUCACAGCGAUUAGUGAGGAUUCAAAUGACAGCCUGUAUGACUAUGACUAUAGUGAUGAAGUCUGUGAAAAAGGCGAGGUAGCCCAAUUUGCAUCCAUUGUCGUUCCUGUUUUCUUCUCUCUGGUGAUCACACUGAGCCUCACAGGAAACAUCCUCGUCCUCGUAAUCCUGGCUCUGUACGAAAACCUCAAGUCUCUCACCAACAUUUUCAUCCUCAACCUGGCCAUCUCUGACCUUGUCUUCACCACCGGUCUCCCCUUCUGGGCCAUUUACCACAUCUGGGGAUGGGUGUUUUCUGAAGCUCUCUGUAAAAUUGUGACUUUUGUCUUCUUCACGGGGUUCUACAGCAGCAUCCUGUUCCUGACCAUCAUGACCAUCUACAGGUAUGUGGCUGUGGUCCACCCUCUCUCUGACCUGAGAACGCAAAAACUCAGCUCUGGCAUUUUUAUGUCUUUCCUAAUGUGGAUCAUCAGCUUUGGAGCAGCCAUGCCCUCUCUGCUCCACAGUUCUCUCGUCUCUGUCUAUCACAGGGGCACAGUUUCCCGCGGCUGUGAAUACAAUGCCAUCAAGUGGAAAAUAAUUGCUGCCUCCCAACAGAAUAUUUUCUUCUUGGCUGCUUUUGUGGUAAUGGGUUACUGCUACAUUCAGAUACUAAGAAGAGUCACAAGAACAAGAUCCCACACAAAGAACAGAGCAGUUAAGUUAGUCUUUAGUAUCGUAGCUGUGUUCUUUAUUGGCUGGGUGCCAUACAAUGUGGUUGUCUUUCUGAAGACUUUGGCUGACAGUAGAGUUGCACCACUUAAUGAAUGUCACAUAAACAUCCAGCUUGAUUAUGCAUUCUAUGUGUGCCGGCUCGUUGCUUUCUCCCACUGCUGCUUGAACCCUGUAUUUUAUGCGUUUGUUGGUGUGAAGUUUAGGAGUCAUUUGAAGUCAAUGCUGCAUCGAAUGUUCAGCCGGCAAAGUCCAGUUGAGGAACAGCAGGUCAGGAUGCAUAACCCCACUCACUUCGUCUCACAAGGAUCAAUGUACUAGUCGGUGUUCAUGUAUAUCACUUUCUUCACUUAUUUUUCAAAAUGCAUCUGGUAUGCUUUUGGUUAAAUCCACUUGGUUCGUUUUUUGCACUUUGUAGCAAGCUGCAUUAAAAUUCAAAUCUGACUUUUGUUUGUUGCUUAUUGUAACAUUUGUGUGUCACAGUGGAAGUAGAGCUACUACAGUAAACAUCAUAGUGCCUAAUAAGUUUUUUACUUCAUUGUAAUUAUGUUUUGUUUUUCUUUUUUCUUUUUUUCUUUUUUUUUUUUUUACAAUUGUCAUUGUAUAGAACAGCUAAACAUUGUUUUGGUAUAUAUUGUAAUUAUGCAUCAGCUUUUAAAAAAAACAACAAAAAACUUUUGCAAGAAAUGUGUUUUUAUGUUAACAAUCUAUAUAAUUUUUCAUCUGUUAACUUCUCAGUGUUCAGGUGGCUCAUAUGUAGAUUAACACAAAAUCAGCAAAUGUGUAUUUCAGAAAAUCUACUUCUGUUUUUGCAUCUGUUAAAAAUAAAUAUAAGGUACUUUUU